GUACCGCAAUCAUGUACCGUACUCCCCUGGUUGAUACCAGUUAUUUUACGAUCACAUUUUUUAGAAAGCAUCGUCGAGAAAUGAAUUCACGUGUUCUCAGUUCGUAAAUCUAUUGCUAGAAUUUGGAAGAGGUGACUCUCCUCUUAAUAAUUGGCCCUGCAAAAUUUACUAUGAGCCGUACAUUUUACAUGGGUAGUGUGCGUUUAUUUCUUGUCUGGGUUCCGCAGGAUUAGGAUGCUCCCAGAACCGAGCGUCUGAUCUUGGUUUGACUUGACGCAACUCGUGCAUGCGGCGCAUGCGGCCACACAACGACCCAAAGCUAGCUAGCUAGCAAGACGCAAGAACGGGAUUAUCAAAGGACCACUCCGACUUUGGCACCUGGCCACAAGCAGAAGAAGUGGCUCGCAAAAAGAUAAAAAGAUUCUUGCUUCUGUGCCCUUGUCAGCAUAUUGAAAGCAUCGCGACAGUUUAGGCUCAUUAAUCCAGAUUCUACAUCUCAAACAGCACAUCAUGUCCAACACGCCAACAAUCGCCACCAACACAACACCUCGCCCUGCUGCUGCAGCAGACGAGGGCGUUCGGGUCUCGUUCAACGAAAACCCCUCUCUCUUGUUGAUCCCUCCUGUUCAGGAUUACACAACGAGUGAAGUGGAGCAGCUGUGGUACACCCCCGACGAUCACGAAGAAAUCAUGGAAGACGCCAUGGACGUUGCCAAUGGAUGGAACUACGAAGGCGACUCCACCCGAGGCACAGAGAAACUCAACCGCAUCACCGGAAAACAGUCGGAACAACGCCGCAAACACAUUGUGAGAGCCGUACUACAAGAGCAACAUAGACUGCGAAGCAGUGGACAAGAACCUCGAUUGAGUCUUUUGGCCAAGGUAGCCACUCCGAUAUCCACAGAGGACCAGAGCACCGCCUAUGAACGAGCAUACAAUGACGAAUUGGAAAGUUUGCCCCGCAAAACCUCACAAGCCAAGAGUAAUAACGAGGUUGUUGUCGUCAAGAAAGGGUUCAUGUCGAGCGUCUCUCGAAUGUUUGGCGUUGGGGGUGAUUCCCGGAAUUGCUCGCCUCCUCGAAUGCUUUAGAAAAGCAAGAUGCCACUGCAUGUCCCUCAUAGAAAUGGAAGGACGAUGAGCGCCUGAUCCUGUCUGCACCAAUAGAACGUACCAUAGAAAAGCUAAAAGUAAAACCAACCAAACAAUC
Molecule: messenger RNA, 1207 nt
Organism: Seminavis robusta
Lineage: Eukaryota; Bacillariophyta; Bacillariophyceae; Naviculales; Naviculaceae
Source: the annotation of a GenBank genome assembly